UGCACUCUCCCUCUCACUACUACAUGUAUAUAAGUCUCUACAUUUCUUAAAUUCCUAAUAUGCUUUGCAAUUACACAUGGAUCGAUUCUAGUUUCCCUUAAAAACUGAAUUGUGGCAUAUUGUGUUCGACAAAAUUCCUCUUAGGAAAUCAUUUCCACCGAGUUAUUGGAGUUUCUCCUUUUUCUUUUCUUUAUUCUUGUGUUUUUGUUUUUGGGGUCUAAUCAUCGAUUAUUUACACUAUAUAUCUUUAAGCAAUAUAGUCUCAGUCAUGCUCGCUGCUAGACUUUUUGGGAGAGCAUUGUUGGCUGCGGCCAAAUCAGAGAGUUCAGCUGCUGCUGCUUCUUCUGCUGCUACAACUAAGGUUACUAAUCCACUUGAACAGUUCUUUGAAGUUGAUAGAACCCCUGAUGACGAUAAACCUGUUAUUUAUGGUCGAAGUUGGAAGGCUUCUGAACUGCGUCUGAAGUCUUGGGAUGAUCUUCAAAAGUUAUGGUAUGUUCUUCUUAAGGAGAAGAACAUGUUAAUGACUCAACGCCAGAUGCUUCAUGCUCAGAACUUGAGGUUUCCAAAUCCUGAGCGUAUUUCCAAGCCACCACUUUAUAUCAUGAUGAUGCUAUUGGCUUUGCUAUCAGAUUUUGACAGAACAUUCUCUUCAUCUGAGGUUAGGAAGUCAAUGUGCCGAAUCAAGCACGUGCUUACUGAGAGAGCAAUUGAUGAACAAGAUCCAAGGAGGUCUGCUGAGAUGAAGAGGAUGAUAAAUGCUCUAUGAUCUUCUUAAACUCUCUUGACAUCAGUGGUGAUGCAACCUUUUAAACUUUUUUAUGUUAAUAUGAUAGCUUUUCGUUUCUGUUAGCACAGGUGCAGGAUGGUCACUAGUUUGUCAUUUACUUAUUGAAUAGAGAAAGUUCUUCGGUUUGCAGAAUUGUUCUGACAUCCAUGAUGUGGGGAACUGUGAACUAUGUAACUAGGGUGCAAUGGAGAUGGCAAUUCUGUUUUAUAAUUAUUUGGAGUUCGGAAAUAAAUGCCUCAUUUUGCUACUCA
This is a messenger RNA of Nicotiana tabacum (common tobacco), 1041 nucleotides long. The record is from RefSeq and is a predicted model, not a curated record. Lineage: Eukaryota; Viridiplantae; Streptophyta; Magnoliopsida; Solanales; Solanaceae.